UUCGUUUGUUCCACAAACAACAAUAACGAACUGGUAACUGUUACAUGUAUAGAGGGACCAUGGAAUUGAAAUAUUUGAUAUUUUUUAUUUUCCUCAUUUCCUUGGUAGAUAACAGUGGUUCCAGAAUUUGCUGCUCUAAAGUUGGGAUAUGUCGAAAUUGCAGAUUCCCUUUUGUGAAAUUGCCUAGAUUACCCAGGAAUUUGUUUAGACUACCGGCUUCUGUUUUUAAAAGACGUAAUAAAGGAUGCAGGACUUUGCAGCAAUGUUUACUCAUGCAACACCACUUAAACCGACUGAAACUUAAGCUACUUCAACAACGGAAAGCUGUUAGAUCGACUCAGCACCUCUUGAAACCUGCCACCGUAAAACCUGUUCAACCCAUGGAACCCAUUCAUAUAACUAAACUGUUGGGAGCCACGCCCGAUCAAAUGCCGCAUGGACGGUGAAGCGACGCCUGGUGACUUGUGCUGUAUCGUUUAUACUAUGGAUAAUAGACUAUUUGUUAAAAAGUUUUUUAAAAUGAAAUAUUUCCAGUUAA
Messenger RNA from Ostrea edulis (European flat oyster), 538 nucleotides. RefSeq lists its product as uncharacterized. Lineage: Eukaryota; Metazoa; Mollusca; Bivalvia; Ostreida; Ostreidae. The coding region runs from base 45 to 446 and encodes 133 amino acids. The record is from RefSeq and is a predicted model, not a curated record. The transcript has 6 exons.